Colletotrichum aenigma is the source of this 990-nucleotide messenger RNA. RefSeq lists its product as uncharacterized. The transcript is spliced from 4 exons. NCBI's taxonomy places the organism in Eukaryota, Fungi, Ascomycota, Sordariomycetes, Glomerellales, Glomerellaceae. The coding region runs from base 1 to 990 and encodes 329 amino acids. The record is from RefSeq and is a predicted model, not a curated record.
AUGGAUGCUCCGCAUACGGGAGAAACGAGUGAUCCAGCUUUGAAGAAGACAAAUGAGUUUCUCAACACCACCAACUUCAUUGCUUAUGAUGAGAGGUUCUUCGACAUCUUCGGACCUCAUGCGACCGUCAAGCAGGUCCAGCAGAUAGCCUUUCAGACCCACGAGGCGCCAUGCUACAACAAAGAUACCAAGGAAUUGUACUUCGCCGAGUGGGGUCCUCCCGGUGGUGACGAUAGUACCCACUCCUGGCAGUAUAUGCUCGAUACCAGGAACAAUACGCUGAAGAAGAUCACCACAACCCCGCCGACUGUCAAUGCGCAUGGCUGCAUCUACUACCGUGGGGCUUACCACGUAGUCACUGACGGGUCUCGCAACGAAACCGGGGCCCUGGUCCGCGUCAAUCCCGAGACUCUUGAAAAAACAGUGCUGUUGAACAACUACUACGAGGAGCCAUUCAUGGGUUUCAAUGAUUUUGACAUUGACUCUGAAGGUAACUUCUGGUUGACGGAUUCCAAGUCUGGAUGGGGCCGAGAUAUCGUGGAUUAUACGCCGCCGACAAACCCUACGGUUUACUUCGUGAACGGAACCACGAUGAGACCCAAGGUUGUUCAUAUUACUACAGGAAACGCCAACGGCGUAUCCGAGUUCAAGCCUGUGUCCAAGAAGAAUCCCUACGGCAACAGGGCACUUUUCGCUUACGAUGUUGCAACUGGUGGGGUUCUGACGAGUCCUCGCCUGCUCAAUAACCCGAUCUCGUACUUUUACGACGGUAUCAGGGUUUCAAGGAAUGGUUGGAUCUUCGUAGGUGCUGGAGAUGGAGUGGACGUUAUUGACCCUGUCAGCGGGCUAACUCUUGGCACGAUCCGCGUUGGUGGAGGUGACAACCUUGCUGUCAGCUUGGCUUUCGGUGAGCACGAGUUCUGGAUCGUUGGGAGGGGCGGUGUUUGGCAUGUCAACAAUGUUGCAGAGCGCCUCGAUCGCGAAUGGUAA